Balaenoptera ricei (Rice's whale) is the source of this 3253-nucleotide messenger RNA. It is a transcript of the gene WDR86, whose product is annotated as WD repeat domain 86. Lineage: Eukaryota; Metazoa; Chordata; Mammalia; Artiodactyla; Balaenopteridae. The coding region runs from base 2032 to 3162 and encodes 376 amino acids. The transcript is spliced from 8 exons. Gene Ontology annotation, molecular function: protein binding. The record is from RefSeq and is a predicted model, not a curated record.
GACGGGCAGCGCCUGCUGACGGGCAGCGAGGACGGCACGGCCCGACUCUGGAGCACCGCGGACGGCCAGUGCUGCGCCCUCCUGCAAGGGCUUGUCCAGGGUCUCGCGGCUGGUCGGCGGCAGAGAGGCUUCUCGCCCACUGUGUGGCUCCUGCUCUGGGCAGGACAGAGUUGCAGGGAAGCUGUGCUCCCCCGGGGCCACACGGCUGGUCAGCGGCAGACCCUGCAGGUCUCCUGACUCCAAAUCCAGGCUCUUUCCACUGCCAUCGUAGAAACCGCCACCUCGGGACGAGCUCACGGUGCAGAAGCAGUUGGGGACCAGAGGAUCUUCCCAGAUCUUCCCGGACCAUGGCUCGAACCCAUGUUCCCUGCAUUGGCAGGUGGAUUCUUGAGCACUGCGCCACCAGGGAAGCCCUAUUUAUUUAUUUAUUUUGGCUGCGCCAAGUCUUAGUUGCGGCACACAGGAUCUUCAUUGCGGCACGCGGGAUCCUCAGUUGCAGCAUGAGGGCUUCUUAGUUGCGGCAUGCAUGUGGGAUCUAGUUCCCCGACCAGGGAUCGAACCCGGGUCCCCCGCACUGGGAGCGUGGAGUCUUACCCACUGGACCACCAGGGAAGUCCCAUGCCUCAGUUUGUUUAUCUGUGAAUUGGGAGUGAUAACAAGAGGAACCUAACCUCAUAAGGUCAUGGUGGGCAUCAAGCCAGUUAAGAAAGAGUUCCUAGCUCAUUGUAUUCGCUGUCUUAUCCUUCAUGCCCGAAGUGAGUAACAGGAUCCCUUGGCACUGUGCCAUGCCAGCUCCAAAGCUCUUCUUCAUUUGCCUCCCACAACUCUUUAUCACCCCGUUUUGUAGAUGAGGAAACUGAGGCUUGCCAGCCCUCUGCGCUCCUCCCUCUGGGUCCCGAGCCCUUUCCCCCUCACCUGCCUGUUGGCUUGACGGCGCUGGGUGCCUGUGUCGGAUUCAAAGGUGCAAGAGUCUCGGAUCCCGCCCCAGGGAAUCUGCAGAUUGGAUUGAGAGAACGAUUGCUUAACUAAGGGGCUGUGUGCACUUCAGAAGAGCAGGAACUUGGUGGGCUGGGGUAGCCAGGGUUCACCUCUUGGCCCAGGAGGGCCUGGAACUGAGACAAUUUUUAAUUGUUAUAAAAAACACACAGCAUAAUAUUUACCAUCUUAGCCAUUUAUAAUAUACAGUUCAGAGACAUUAAACGUUCAAAACGUUGUGCAGCCAUCACCACCAUCACCUCCAGGAUUUUUUCCUCUUGUAAAACUGAAACCGUCCCCUCUGAACAAUAUCCUCAUUCCUCCCUCCCCCAGCCCCUGGCACCCACUGUUCUACUUUCUGCCUCUAGGAACCUGACUCCUCUGGGUACCUUGCAUAAGUGGAAUCACAUAUUAGUUGUCUUUUUGUGACUGGCUCAUUUCACUCAGCACAAUGUCCCCAAGGUUGUCGCAUGGGCCAGAAUGUCCUUCCUUUUGAAAGCCGAGUGCUCUUCUGCCGUGUGGAUCUUACACAUCUUCUUUAUCCGUCAUCCGUCGGCGGACGCUUGGGCUGCUUCCACUUCUUGACCAUUGUGAGUGACGCUGCUGUGACCAUGGGUGUGCAAAUACCUCUUCCAGGCCCUGCUUUCCAUUCUUUUGGGUAUAUACCCAGACGUGGGAUUGCUGAAUCAUCUCACACAUAUUUUUAAGCGGGCACUUGGGAGCACAGGGAAGGCUCUCAGACAUAAACAAAUCGUUAUUAACUUUGUCCUGGUCAAGGAAAAAUUCCAUCAAAAAACAGUUUGUUUUAAGCACGGAUGUGAAGGAAGCCCACACUGGCAGUUCACUCUAAGGCUCUGCGGAGACCACCGUCUGGGGCAGGUGAGCUCCCCUGUGGGUGCGGAUUAAGGAGAACGGGGAUGGAGGCGGGAGAGCAGUUUGGUCAAGGUUGUGGAGCAGGAGAGGCUGGGCUGAGGACAGACCCUGUGGCGGCAGCAGUGACCAGAGCAUCAGCCCGGGCUGGGAGCUUGGGGGCGGGUGGCCCAAGCCUGAGUCCUCAUGGCUUUGUCAGACCCUGUCCAUUCCAGCCAGGGCUCCCGUGCUCAGACAACGGCAGGAAACAACUGGCACCUCCGAGUGGUAACUCAAGGAGGGUCUAAUCAAGGGACGCUUGCAAAAUGUGGGCAGAGUGUGGGGAACCACUGUACUUAUGGGCACGAAAGCUACGUGACCUUCUGCCAGCUGGAGGACGAAGCCGCCUUCACGUGCAGUGCUGACCGCACCAUCAGGAAGUGGGACGUGCUGACCGGGCAGUGUCUGCAGGUGUUCCGGGGACACACGUCCAUUGUGAACAGGAUCCUGGUCGCCAACAACCAGCUCUUCAGCAGCUCCUACGACCGGACAGCUCGAGCCUGGAGUGUGGACAAGGGGCAGGUGGCCCGGGAGUUCCGGGGCCACCGCAACUGUGUGCUGACUCUAGCCUACUCUGCCCCCCAGGACCUCCCUGGGGCUCCGUGCGCGGAGGAGGCCGUGGCCAGGGGGCUCCUGGUGACGGGCAGCACGGAUGGCACGGCCAAGGUCUGGCAGGUGGCCAGCGGCUGCUGCCACCAGACACUGCGGGGCCACACAGGUGCCGUGCUCUGCCUGGUGCUGGCCACGCCUGGCCACACGGCCUUCACCGGCAGCACGGACGCCACCGUCCGAGCCUGGGACAUCCUGAGUGGGCAGCAGCUGCGGGUGUUCCAGGAGCACCAGGGUUCCGUCAUCUGUCUGGAGCUGGUGAACCGGCACGUGUACUCGGGCAGCGCCGACAGGACGGUCAAGUGCUGGCUGGCAGACACGGGCGAGCGUGUGCGCACGUUCGCGGCCCACAGACACAGCGUGAGCGCCCUCAAGUACCACGCGGGCACCUUGUUCACGGGCAGCGGGGACGCCCGCGCGCGCGCCUUCGACGCCCAGUCUGGAGCGCUGCGGAGGGUGUUCCGCGGCCACGCCUUCAUCAUCAACUGCAUCCAGGUGCACGGCCAGGUGCUCUACACGGCCUCGCACGACGGCGCGCUGCGCCUCUGGGACGUGCGCGGCCUCCCGCGCGCCCCGCCGCCGCGUCCCGCCGCCCCCAAGCGCAGCCUCUCGCGCCUCUUCAGCAACAAAGUGGGCUGCGCCGCCGCCGCGCCCCUGCAGCCGGCCUGAGACGCCCCGACCGGCCGCCCACGGACCCGCGGAGGGAGCGCGGCCCGCCGGCACCGGGGGCUCCGAGGGCAAGGACCGGGGCGGCGGUGGU